AUUUGCUUUUAAAUUACCCCUUUGUGUAAUUAGGGCGAAAAUAUUUGAGGGGUGUGGACGAACAUUGUGCGGGAACAGAUCUCAGAUGUACGUGGGGUCGGGACACUGGGCAGCACUCGUGGCUGAGCGGGUUCGGGGCAAGGUUCAGGUUCAGGUUCAGGUUCAGGCUCUGCGCUGGCGAACCCGCUGACUUCCGGCGGCUCCGGCCGGCUCAGUUAUCCCCGCGGCGGGCGGAACGACCGGAAUCUGUCGGCGGUCGGUGGAAAUGAUCCGUGAACUUGCAGUGAGGUUUGCAGGUCGAUUUGGUUCAGGAUCUACACCAAAAUCCAGUUUCAUAUUUAAAGAAUAUCUGAAAACACAGCAGGAAACAUGUAAUAGCUACAAAAAAGGACGAACGUAUUACACUUCUGAUGUGGGAAGAUCAUGGACAGCCAACAUUUGUUUCAGAAAUCAUAUUCUUGGGAAAACAAUUCUAUGGAUGAAGUUACUUUCCUUCCCUCACAGUUUAAUGUUUAAUAGUUUGGUAAGAACGUAUUUAACAAAAGCGUAUCCUGUUUUAAAUGGGAAACUUCAUCCAAUUCAUCAACAUGUCUUUGAAUCUAAUUUACAAAACAGUAUGAUUCACAGUAAAAGGUAUUUGGAGCUGAUGAAACGCGUGCAGAAAGGUGGAGAUGAAAAAGCGAUUCUGAGACACACCAAGAAGAAUAAAAAACUAUUGGUCCGAGAACGUUUACGGUUGCUUCUGGACACAGAAGAGAUCCUGGAACUGUCUCCUUUUGCUGGAAUGGGAAUGCCAUAUGGAGAUAUUCCUGCUGCAGGCUGUUUAACUGGAAUAGGUAAAGUCAGUGGAAUUUGGUGUGUAUUCAUUGCGAAUGAUGCAACAGUCAAAGGAGGGACAGUUUACCCAGUUACAGUGAAGAAACAGCUGAGAGCCCAAGACAUUGCAAUUCAAAAUGGACUACCUUGCAUAUACUUGGUGGACAGUGGAGGAGCAUUUUUACCACUUCAGGCAGAGAUAUUUCCAGAUGAGAACCAUGGAGGUAGAACAUUCUACAAUGAAGCAAUUAUGUCUGCUGCAGGCAUUCCGCAGGUGGCAGUUGUGUGUGGUUCAUGCACAGCUGGUGGGGCAUAUGUCCCAACCAUGGCAGAAGAAACAGUCAUAGUGGACAAGAUUGGGACAAUAUUCCUUGCUGGGCCUCCACUAGUUAAAGCAGCAACAGGGGAAGAUACUACCCCCGAGGAACUGGGAGGUGCAACUUUACAUGCAAAGUUUAGUGGUUGCAUUGAUCAUUUUGCAGCUACGGAGGAAGAAGCAUACAAAUGUACCAGGAAUAUCAUAGCCGGUUUAAAUUUUGAACUUCCAACAAACAUGCCAACUGAUUUUGAAGAGCCGCUGUAUGCAGCUGAAGAACUAAAUGGUCUUGCUCCAAAAGAUUAUGCACAUACCUUAAACAUUGAAUUGAUACUAAGUCGUUUGACGGAUGGAAGUAAAUUCUUGGAGUUCAAAGCUUUGUAUGGGACCACGCUGGUAACUGGCUUUGCUCAAAUUAAAGGUCACCUUGUUGGAAUUGUGGCUAACAACGGAGAACUCACUCAUAAUGCCUCACUAAAAGGCAGCCAUUUUGUACAACUUUGUGACCAGAGAGGCAUUCCUAUCAUAUUUCUUCAGAAUACAAGACCAAAUGUUUCAAUCGCAGGGACAAUACCCAAGGCAGAAGAUGUUACAAACCAACUUAAGGCCCAAGGCUCCAUGAUAGCAUCUGUGGCAUGUGCCUCUGUUCCCAAGAUAACCAUUGUAAUUGGAGGAUGCUAUGGUGGUGAAAGUUUUGCCAUGUGUGGUAGAUCGUUUGAUCCAAACUUCCUUUUUCUGUGGCCUAAUGCCAGGAUUGGACUGGUUAACUCCAGUUACUGCUCUAAGUUCCUGGAAAAUGAUGGAGAGAUCCCAGAUGAAGGACAGUGGAAGAUCAUGAAAGAAAAGCUGGAGGUCGAGAGCUCCGCUUUUCACUCUUCCUCUCGGAUUUGGGAUGAUGGCGUCAUACUUCCUGCAGACACUCGGACGAUAAUUGGUCGGUGUUUAAAUAUCUUCAAACAGAAACCUUGGUUUCGUUCUCGUAUAGAAAGGCAGGUUAUAUUGAGAACGUAAACAUGGAAAUUGACCCAAUGAAGAAAAAAUGGAGUUGGAAUUAUGCUUUUGUUGAUUAAGGAUGGCCAGCAAGCUCAAUUUUCGAAAAGGCAUACAACAAUUAAUAUGACUUGAGGGCCUGGUUCAAAAUAAACAAAAUUUUGUGAUUCUGCAGGAUUCUUAUUUGUUACCUGAGGUGCACAUGUAAUAAAUUAGCUGGUUCAGGUUGCUGAAGGUUUCAUGUCUGCAGCGUGGAAUCAUUUCAAUAAACUACAUGUGGUGUGCAUCAAUUACCUUAGUCCAAGAUGGAGCAUAAUUGUAUUUGACUGUAACAAAUGCCUAAAGUUAAUGACCUGCUUUGGCAUUUCCUAUCCUCAAACUAAUCGUUCUUUUUUUGCAGAUCUAACAAAGAGAUCAUGUAUGUAAAGAUGAAGUAAACCAGCCCAAUGGUUGUUUGGUAGAAUUUCUGAAUACUUCUAUACUGUUACUUCUGUCUUUUUAGUUCAUUUUAUAAUGAUCUUGGAUACUCCGAAAUGAUGCUAUCACAACAGUAAAAUGACUUAGUUAUCCUGAAAUAUUCACAAAUUUUCUUCUGUACGGUUCAAAGCUGUGAGGAUUGUAAUGGGGCCGAGGAAGGAAUUCUCAGUACUACAGAAAUACUGGGUUAUUCCACUACAAGUUAUAGCACUAAAGUUUAAGCGAAACCUGUUGAAGGUACUAAUUCAAAGUGGCAUUCCGUGUCUAUAACUGUUUUUCACAGUUGCCAUUCUAUCUUAAUUUAUUAUCUGGUUAUGGAUGGAGCAGUCAUAGUCAUACUGUUAACUGAGUUUCUGAAAAUAUUACGAGUCAAUCACCUCGUGUGGGAUUGUGCUGUGAUUCCCGAGGAGAGAUUUUGGUGAAGUAGGUGAAGUUUGAGAGACUAGAAACUUUUAUGUAAUAUUCCCUGGUGGAACUCCAGAAAGUGAUCACAUCCAGAUUUAUCACUUGCCACAUUGGAAUUUGAAUUCUGUAUUGGUUCUGCAAUUCCAUCACACUACUUUUUCCUUUUUCACCAAGUCGUAAUUCAAGGAUCUGUCAACACUCACUAAUCGGACUUGAAUACAUAAUGACAAGUUGGAUGAGGUGGUGAGGGCAACCAGAGCUUCUGUCAAGACAGACACCACAGUACUGGAGAUAAACUUGUUAUAGAUACCUUGAUCAACAAAAGAUUAUAUUUUUAAACUUUUGUGUAAUGUGGAACAUCUGUUAUCAAUAAAUUUGUUAUGUACUAUCAU
Molecule: messenger RNA, 3396 nt
Organism: Mobula hypostoma (lesser devil ray)
Lineage: Eukaryota; Metazoa; Chordata; Chondrichthyes; Myliobatiformes; Myliobatidae
Product: methylcrotonoyl-coenzyme A carboxylase 2
Exons: 13
Coding region: 266-2143 (625 amino acids)
Biological process (GO): L-leucine catabolic process
Cellular component (GO): methylcrotonoyl-CoA carboxylase complex; mitochondrion
Molecular function (GO): methylcrotonoyl-CoA carboxylase activity
Source: RefSeq, a predicted model, not a curated record